Pangasianodon hypophthalmus (striped catfish) is the source of this 2201-nucleotide messenger RNA. It is a transcript of the gene klhl35, whose product is annotated as kelch-like family member 35. The record is from RefSeq and is a predicted model, not a curated record. Lineage: Eukaryota; Metazoa; Chordata; Actinopteri; Siluriformes; Pangasiidae. The transcript has 7 exons. The coding region runs from base 111 to 1865 and encodes 584 amino acids. Gene Ontology annotation, molecular function: protein binding.
UAGGACAUCCCUCCUGACGAGUGGCUAAAGAUCAUAAAUAAGUGUGGCAGUAUUUACAUUCUGCAGUCUGAACACACCUGAAGGAGCACCAAAGUUCUGUCCGGGUUCUGAUGGCUGGCAUCGAGCUCAGGCUAGGCUACAGAAUUUCAGCAAGAUCUCCAUCCAUGGGUUUUGGGGCUGAUGUCAAUCUGGAGGCGAGCUUCAGCACCAGCUCGUACGAACCUGAGCACAUUCUUCAGGUCCUGAAUGUCUUCAGGAGAAGUGGCACCUUCACUGAUGUUGUCCUGCAGGUAGAGGAACAAGAGUUUCCCUGCCACCGCGCCGUGCUGUGUGCCUCCAGUCAUUACUUCCGCACCAUGUUUAUGGGCCAGCUGCGUGAGAAUGGUCAGUCCGUGGUGCGGCUGAAUGAGGUCACAUCAGUAGCCCUAGAGCACCUGCUGAACUUCAUUUAUGAGGGCCGGGUUCAGCUCCAGGAAGAGAAUGUGGAGAUUAUUUUUCGAGCUGCUGACCUGCUGGAUGUGCCUGCACUGUCUAGAGCCUGUUUGGACUUCCUGGGGAAGUGCAUGUCUCACUUUAACUGCCUGGGCCUGAUGGAAUUCGCUAAGCACUACUCUCUGCAGCCGCUGCUAGAACAGUGCCAGAAUCUCCUGUAUCAGGACUUUGACAUUGUAGCCAAGCAGGAUGAGUUCCUUGAGCUGCCAGUGGAGAAAGUGGUGGAGCUUUUGGAUUCUGAAAAGCUACAAGUGCAGGAGGAAGUCCUGGUGGAGGCUGCACUGUUAUGGGUGCACCACCAGGCCAGCCAGCGGAAAGCAGCUCUAGGAAAGCUACUGGAGAGGCUUCGACUGCCCUUGCUAGACCCUGUGUUCUUUAUCAACAUGCUGGAGGCUGAUGACCUCAUUCAGGAUUCUCAUGAGUGCAGGAAGCUGUUACAGGAGGCGAGACUUUAUCGCACGUAUGGCAGAGAGAUCAGCUCGAAGAGAACCAAACCAAGAAGGCAGUCUGGCUGGGCCGAGGUGAUUGUGGUUAUCGGAGGUUGUGGCAAAAACAGGAUUUUAAGAUGCUCUGUCACUGAGAAACUGGACCCCACCUCAGGGAAAUGGCUCACAUCAGCCAAUGUGCCAGGAUACAAAUAUGAAUUUGCUGUCUGUGAACUUCACAAUGACAUUUAUUUAUCAGGUGGGCAGCUGAACAGCUCACAAGUGUGGCGCUUCAUGGCUCAACUGAACCAGUGGGUUUCUGUUGGUAGCCUGCUGAAGGGAAGAUGGCGACACAAGAUGGCUUCUCUGUGCGGAAAGCUGUAUGCUGUAGGAGGAUAUGAUGGACAGCAAAGGCUGAGCAGUGUGGAGUGUUUCAGUGUGUUUGAGAAUGUGUGGAAGCCUGUGGCUCCUCUGCUGUUGCCUGUUAGCUCUGCCGCUCUGGCCAGCUGCUCUGGAAAGCUUUAUGUAAUCAGCGGCGCUGUGACUGAAGAAUGCAACACCAACAUGGUACAGUGUUAUGACCCUGUGAAGGAUCAGUGGACAUACAUGAUGCGCUGUCCUUUCUCUCAGAGGUGCUUAAAUGCAGUGUCACUGAACAGCUCCAUCUAUGUAGCUGGAGGUCUUCUGGAUGUGCUGUACUGUUACAGUCCCAAGGUCGACUCCUGGAGCAAAGUUGCUGAGCUUCCUAUGAAACUGGAAAACUGUGGGCUGACUGUUUGUGAUGGGAAGGUGUAUAUCUUGGGUGGCCGUGAUGAAUGUGAAAGUGUGACUAACCGUACAUGGGCAUUUGACCCACUGAGUGGCCAACUGACUGAGGAGAUGCCGUUAACACAGAGCCUGAGCAACCAUGGAUGUGUUACUAUCACACAGCACCUACACCACAAAUAAAGUUGUUUUUUUUUCGUUUGAAGCAGGAAAAAUCCUAAGUGUCAUUAUUUCAUUUAAUUUUCUCCAGGAAAUACUUAACAACAACAAUAGGAACAAUUACAAACUGUGAAAAUAUCAAACUGUGAAACUGUGAAUUUAUGAAGGAGUAUUUCACUGUGCAUUGUAUCUCUCACUGUUAAAAUGCUUUGCUGCUAACUUUGCCUUUUUUAUUUUUUCUAUCUCUUUUCUAUUACCCUCAAGUUAUCAUAUUUUUUGCAUGUGUUAACCUUACAUUUGUCAAAGCAUUAUUUUAAGGAUUGAAGUACACUGACUAUAUUUACUGUAAUUCAAAAUCAA